Molecule: messenger RNA, 689 nt
Organism: Ilex paraguariensis (yerba mate)
Lineage: Eukaryota; Viridiplantae; Streptophyta; Magnoliopsida; Aquifoliales; Aquifoliaceae
Source: the annotation of a GenBank genome assembly
AUGAACAGGUCGAAUAAUCUAGCCUCUAGUUUUGAAGAUUUCUAUCAGCCUCUUCAGGAAGAUGAAUUCGAACAGAGCGCUGUUGUGCAAAUCAUAUUUCCAGCAGAACCAAAACUAGUUUUCUGUGAGUUUGAUUGGGAGCUUGAUGAUGAUCUUGAGGAGUUCAUGACUAAACUCAUUGAGGAGGAGGAAUUGUCUGAAGAACAGAGGGAUGCCUUCAAGGAUUUUGUGAAGGAGAAGGUCCGAGAAGCAAAAAAAGCUAAUCGUGAGGCAAGGGAGGUUCGGAGAAAAGCUUUAGAAGAAAUGAGUGAAGUGAUAAAGGCUGCGUUUCAGAAUAUGAGGUUUUUCAAAUUCUAUCCUGUGUCAACAUCUGAUACUCCUGAUGUCUCCAGCGUCAAGGUAUUAUGGGAGGGCUCACAAAGUUCUGUGACUGGAUUGCCGAGGACAAUGUUGCCUGGAGAUGGCAUCCAUGCUUUAGGAGAUGCUCCGUGAGUGCAAUCAUUUGCAAGAGUGCUGGAGCGCACUGAUUCUGAAAGCUAGAACAUAGAGUAUUUGGAGAUCUGCCAUAUCAAUGUAAGAGGAGCAUUUUUUUUUUUGGGUCUUGGCUCUUCUCCAAUUUUAGAACAGUUGGAGGUUUCUUCGAUUCCUUUGAAAUGGUGAAGAUUUAUGUUAUUUAGAAGUUAAAUGAG